AUGAGGCCGGGAGCCGCUGACGCCAACAACGGGAAAACGGAGGCGCCAAAGCCGCACGGAUGCCUUCACAGAAACGCCGGCACAACAAAGACCGGGAACCGGAGCCAGCCAGCCGGCCGGCCGGUCUCCUUCAGUGGGGCGGAUGGGAUGCGGCCUCCGCCAGCGGAGCGCAACGUUCGCGAUGAACACCCUCCCCCCUCCCGCCCCCCAAUGGUGUCGCCCAACCCGGAGAAGCUUGCGGCGCUUUCCACAGGUUCGAAAGGGGGGCCGAACCUGGCGCUUCGGCUGCUACAUCCGGGCACUGUGGCGGUAUCGCCACCCCGGCCUUGGCAGUGGAGGCAUUUAAUUGUUACUUUUAUAGUCAUGAAGGGGUUUGCACAUCUCAACCUAUCCUUGUACUUGGAAAGCCGACUCCGGGAGGGCCUGUUGAUCUCGGGGAUCGGCUGGUCUCUGGUGCUGUGCUUUGGGGCCGCGUAUGUCUGGUAUUACUUCAGUACGACCGCAAAGCUAGGGUGUGUGGUUUUUAACUAUCGAGGAACUGCUGCCUUUGAAGUCGAUCUGUGGAAAACGCAAGAAUCAGCAGAAGAGAGCCCUCUAGGUUCUCAGGCCAGUGAGCAAGCAUUUUUAGGCAACAGGGAGGAUUUGAGCAUGCUUCUUUUAAACUAUUCGGGCAAAACUGGCAAAAAAACACCAUUAACAGCUGUAGUUUUUUCAGCAGGAUGGAAUGCUUUUGAAUCUGCAAACUCACUGGAAAAAACAGUAAAUUGGCUUAUUUUUAAUUAUUAUUUAACCAACUGUCUGAAGUCUUCAGUUACUAGACACCAGCGAGUAUUUGAUAAGCUAUUUAACAUGAAUCUUAUAAUGAAGGCUAAGACUAUUAGGGAACUUGAUAAACAGCUUACCACAGUCAUGUUUGGCUAUCCUACAGUUGAAGAUUACUAUGAAGAUGCCAGCCCACGACAUAAACUGAAGAAAAUUGGAAUUCCAGUGUUGUGCUUAAAUUCUCUGGAUGAUGCAUUCUCACCAGAUCAUGCGAUCCCAGUAGAAAUUGCAAAACAAAACCCUAACAUAGCUUUGAUCCUUGCUUCCUAUGGAGGCCAUUAUGGUUUUCUGGAAGGACGGUGGCCAAGAAAGUGUACGUACAUGGACAGAAUCUUCAAACAGUUUAUUCAAGCUGUCUUUGAGGAUGGGAGCAAAAUUAUUACUCUCUAG
This is a messenger RNA of Python bivittatus (Burmese python), 1212 nucleotides long. The record is from RefSeq and is a predicted model, not a curated record. NCBI's taxonomy places the organism in Eukaryota, Metazoa, Chordata, Lepidosauria, Squamata, Pythonidae.